Molecule: messenger RNA, 955 nt
Organism: Phycomyces blakesleeanus NRRL 1555(-)
Lineage: Eukaryota; Fungi; Mucoromycota; Mucoromycetes; Mucorales; Phycomycetaceae
Exons: 8
Coding region: 7-843 (278 amino acids)
Cellular component (GO): mitochondrion
Molecular function (GO): delta(3,5)-delta(2,4)-dienoyl-CoA isomerase activity
Source: RefSeq, a predicted model, not a curated record
GAAAUCAUGCCCGACGCCACAAAGUAUGAGUUUGAAACUAUCAAAGUUGAUAUUAUCGACGGAAACAUUGCCCACGUCCAACUCAACCGUCCCAAGUCCCUUAAUGCUUUCAACGACUGUCUUGUAAAGGAGGUCCGUUCCGUAUUUGAACUUUUGGCCGUCGACCAAAACAUUCGUGCCGUAGUGGUAUCCGGCUCUGGUCGUAUGUUUACUGCUGGCCUUGAUUUGGCAGAAAACAGUCUCAAAAAGCUUGUCUCUGAUUCGGAUGGUGCCCGUAUCGCAUACAAUAACCGCGCCCACAUCCGUGAUUUCCAAGCAAGCUUUACUGCAAUUGAAAACUGUGAAAAGCCAGUGAUUGCUGCAAUUCACAAUGGCUGCUUUGGUGCUGGUGUUGAUAUGACCACUGCCUGUGAUAUCCGUUAUUGCACCAAGGAUGCUUACUUUUGUGUCAAGGAAGUUGAUGUUGGUCUGGCUGCAGAUGUAGGCAGCUUACAGCGUCUCCCUAAAGUUAUUGGUAAUAAUAGUUUGGUCCGUGAACUUUGUUUCACCGGAAGAAACUUGUAUGCACCUGAAGCUCUUGAAUGUGGUUUGGUCAAUAAAGUCCUGGAAACCAAGGAGGAAGUGCUUAAUGAGGCCCUCAAGACUGCUCGUCUUAUUGCAACAAAGUCCCCUGUAGCCAUCACUGGAACAAAGCACUUGUUGAAUUUCUCGCGCGACCAUACAGUUGCCGAGAGUCUUGCUUACACUGUAACCUGGAACUCGGCAAUGUUAAACACAGAGGAUAUUACAAAGGCUGUGGAAUCCUAUGUUACCAAGAAGCCUGCUGUGUUCUCAAAGCUUUGAUAGUAUUACCUUGACAGCUCAGCUCAGCUCAGCUCAGCUUAACUUAGCUUAACUUAGCUUAACUUAGCUUAGUUUAGCUUAGCAAUUCAAAUAAAUACAAUAUACCUGUUCC